AUGGACCAGCCCGAGGCAUUUCCCCCCGGCUACAAGCCCUCGACCCACAUUGCGGAGCUACCAGCCACAGCCCCAAUACAAGACAUUCUCUCGGUCAUCGACCGUGAUGGCGGCGUUAUCGUCAAUGGCCUUGUCUGCGAGGAAGAUCUAGCUAGUGUUGAACGGGAAAUUGCGAAAUACACGCAUAACGACCGCGAAGACGAUGACGGAUUUUUCAAGGGGCUCGUGCCACAAGAGACAGUUUUGAUCGGCGGCCUCGUCGGCAAAUCAGAUACCCUCGCGAGAGUCUGCGAGCACCCGGUCCUGGAAGCACUACGGAAAGAGAUCCUGACGGACCAUGGGACCAGGCGAGUGGAAGGGUAUGAUCUGCCCUACCACAUCGACCCGUUGCUCUCAGUCAGCUUGAGCUUCCGCAUGGGCUAUGGAGCGCCGCGACAGCUACUGCACCGUGAUGACGGAACACACUUAAUUGAGCAUGAGAGCAAGCCCUACCGCUUGAACCAGGCGGCGCAGCUGGGGUGCUUGAUUGCCGGCGUCGAGACGACGCAGGCCAAUGGUGCCACAAUGUUCAUCCCCGGCAGUCACCGAUGGGAUGACCAGCGAGAGCCACGCUUAGACGAGGUCACGUUUGCUGAGAUGAAGCCUGGCGCCGCCCUCAUUUUCUUGGCAUCGUGUUGGCAUGGUGCCGGCCAUAAUAGUGUCCCGGGUGUCACUCGCAUCCUGCACGGCCUGUUCUUCGUGCGCGGCACCAUGCGCACCCAGGAGAAUCAGUUCUUAGCGAUUCCUCGCAGCAAGGCACUGACGAUGAGUGCGACGAUGUUGAAUCUGUUAGGGUAUCGCCAGCCGACCGCAGCGUUGGGGAUGGUGGAAAAUGGGGAUCCAAUGUUGAACUUGGCGGCGGUGUUGGCGGCGGCGAAUCAAUAG
Aspergillus nomiae NRRL 13137 is the source of this 924-nucleotide messenger RNA. Its product is annotated as phytanoyl-CoA dioxygenase family protein. The transcript is spliced from 2 exons. The record is from RefSeq and is a predicted model, not a curated record. Bases 1 to 924 code for a protein of 307 amino acids. Lineage: Eukaryota; Fungi; Ascomycota; Eurotiomycetes; Eurotiales; Aspergillaceae.